AUGUCCGUGGCGCUCGACCAGUCGGCAGACGCCGAGUUCGUGCGCUUCGUCGCCCGCUUCUGCGGCGUCAACUUGAACGCAGCCGCCUCGGGACAGCUGCGGGUGCGCUUCGGCAACUCCAUGGAGCUGCGUGAGCCCACGACCAUCGCCAAGUACCUCACGCGCUUGGCCGAUCGCGAGCACGAACUGCUGGGCGAGACGCCUUUCGAGCGCGCCCAAGUGGCCAUGUGGCUGGACUUUGCGCGCAGAACUCAGCGCUGUGCGCCGUGCUCAGCUGCGUCCGUCUCGCUCUGGAAGGUGCUGGAGAGCGCUUUGCAGACGAAAACGUACCUCGUGGCCAACCGCGUGACGCUCGCGGACGCUGCGCUGUUCUACGUCCUACACGCGGCUAUGAGCAGCUUCCAGUCUGUCCAGCGAAAGCAGUUUGUCAGCCUCGUGCGCUGGUUCGACCAAGUGCAACACACGGCAGGCGUGCGCGGCUUUCGCAACCUCGAGGUCGUUCCUUUCGAGCACAAGCCCCUCGCGUUUACGACGUAG
This is a messenger RNA of Hyaloperonospora brassicae, 537 nucleotides long. The record is from the annotation of a GenBank genome assembly. NCBI's taxonomy places the organism in Eukaryota, Oomycota, Peronosporomycetes, Peronosporales, Peronosporaceae.